CUCCUCCUCUCUUCUCCAGACUCCAACUACUCUUACUUCAAGGUCUUGGUUUGCAAGGAUAUUGAUGCGAAGCUGUCAGCCUUUUCAAGUAGACAAGACAUGGAAUGUCCCCAGAUGAGCUAAUUCAACUUUAUUGCAAGGCGACAUUAACCGAAUCUUGUUCUCUGAAAGGACAAAUCUCCCCGUCUCCUUUACAGAACAGCCUGAGAAGUCAAGGGUCCGUGCCUCUUUCUCCACCCAUUAUUCAACUGCAGAGGAAAACAUUGAAGAAACAGGAAGGCAGAGUUUGACUCAGCAUGGAAAAUGAAAGAGAAAUAGCAGAAGUCCAGAGCUGAGUAUCUCUUCACUUCAAGGAUGUGCCGUUGAGAACUUUUAUGAGCAAGCAGAUGGACUUUGGGCCAAGAAGACUUCUCCCUACGACUUUCUUUUUUGCCCCUUUACUCCCUUCUUCCAGAAGACUGCCUCUUCCUUUCCAUGGAUUCGGCCGGAUUUUGCACAAGGAAGACUAUCUGCCUUCGUUGAGCUUCCUCAUCCUCUUGAUCAAUCUCCGUUGGUUUUCAUUUUUUUUUUUUUUUUAAAAAAAGUCUUUCCCCUGAAUGGGCCGAAUCUGAAAAUGCCCAGGAAGGCUGGGGUCUUUUCACCGUCAUGUAUCAUGUUCUCCUUGGCGGUGCUUUUUGAGCUGAAUCUGAAAACCAGGAGCCUCAGUCCUUGUCUGGAGACAAUCCCAGGUCACUCCUACAGAUGCAUGGAGCUGAACCUUACUAGGAUCCCUUCCGGUAUCCCAAACAGCACCCAGAUCUUGGAUCUAAGUUUCAACCCGUUGAAAAUCCUGCACUCAAAUUAUUUCUCAGCAGUUUUGGCGCUGAGAUUUCUGGACCUCACUAGGUGUCAUCUCUGGAAGAUUGAAGACCAUGCCUUUGCUGGACUCACCAACCUCUCGGUCUUGAUCCUGACAGGCAAUCCUCUCCAGAUUUUGGGACCGAGGAUUUUUCACGAUUUACCCUCUUUGCAAAGAUUCCUUGCCGUAGAAACCAAUUUGUUCUCGUUGGCCAGCUUUCCCAUUGGACACUUGACUUCUCUCCAAGAGCUGAAUCUGAGCCACAACCGCAUCGACUCCUUGAAGCUCCCCGGAUAUUUCUCUGACCUAAUCUUUCUCCGGCAUCUCAACCUCCGAUUAAACAAUAUCUCCUCCAUCUCGGUAGGAGACCUGGAUGCUUUAGUGAGCCAGAACCUGACGUUGGUACUGUCUAGAAAUGAUAUAAAAUAUAUCGAAUGGAACGCCUUUGAGGGACUCCACCUUCAGGAAUUGGUUCUGAGGGGCUGCUUUGAGAAUGGCGUAAUUAUGCAAGCUAGCCUCCGGAAUAUGUCCGGUUCGCACGUCAACAGUUUAGUGUUAGGAGACUACCGAAACAUCCAUCGACUGGAAUCCAUUGACAAAAGCCUUGUAGAUGUCCUGUGUGACUUGCAUUUGCAGGAGCUCACUCUCAUUGAAGCAGACUCCAUGGAAACUGGAAGCACCCUCUCGCUUUGUCUCAACAAUAUUUCCAGAGUGCGGUUGGUCCAUACCUAUAUCGACGACACGUUUACGUUCCCAAAUGACUCCAACCUUUACCAACUUGAGUUUAAGAACUCUGCACUGAACAUGGUACCUGCGAAGAGUCUCUCUUCCUUAAAGAAACUAAAAGUGCUUCGCAUCACUCACAAUAAAAAUCUCAUAUACUUGAAGAAUUAUUUUGAAGGCCUCCCAAGCUUGGAGACCUUGGACCUCAGCGUUAACAGGCUGGUCACUCACCUAUCCUGGAUUAAACUCAUGAAGGGAGCUCCCAAUUUGAAGUACUUGAAUUUGAGCUUCAACACGGAAAUCAGGUUAAGCAUUGAAUGCAGUGGGCCAGCCAAGCUGGAAUAUUUGGAUUUUCAACACACCGCCCUCGCCUCACCCGGAACCGUUCCUUCGUUUUUCUGUCUCCACAAUCUUAUUUAUCUUGAUAUUUCCUACACAGACACCACGGUGAUUGCCGAGUGUUCGUUUUGUGGCUUGCACAAGCUGCGUGUGCUCAAAAUGGCAGGCAACCGAUUUGCCAACGAUCAGCUGGUUGACAACUUCCGGAACCUCACGGAGCUGCAUUUUUUAGACGUUUCCAAUUGCCAACUCCAACAUAUCUCUCUCAGCAGUUUAACCAACCUCCAUGAACUCCAACUGUUGAAUGUCAGCCAUAAUAAACUGCUAGGACUCCAUCCAGAGACCUAUGUACACACCCCUCUUCUCAACACCCUGGACUUUCACAACAACCAGCUGGUUGCAUUGACGGAAGAAGAUCUUAAGAACUUACCUGCUAGUCUGAAACACCUGGAUCUCUCUGAGAACCUUUUUGAUUGCUCUUGUGACCAUUUGGACUUCUUGCGGUGGACAAAAAACUCCUCAACUCUCCUUCAAAACAUCAACAACAUGGUCUGCUCUACCCCCAUGGACUUAAAAAAUGUCCCAGUGAUGGGUUUUGACUUGGCGCCCUGUGAGAUAAGCACUACUAUAGUAGCUGUUUCAGUGACCCUUGUUCUGGUUCUGAUCACAAUCUUGAUUCUGGUUUAUAAAUAUUAUUUCUACCUCUAUUAUACCAUGGUGUUGUUCCUUGGAAACAGAUCCUCAGAGGAGAAGGAAACUGUCUAUGAUGCGUUUGUGAUCUUCUCCAGUAGGGACCAGGAGUGGGUGAACCAAGAACUGCAGCGGCCUCUGGAAGAGGAAUUACCUUACUUCCGUCUCUGUCUUUUCUACCGGGACUUCAUCCCUGGAGUUUCCAUCAUCACCAACAUCAUCAAAGAAGGCUUCCAGAACAGCCAGAAAGUCAUCGCUGUUGUCUCAGACCACUUCUUGGAAAGCCGUUGGUGUAACUUCGAACUGGAGGUGGCUCAGUCUUGGCAACUGGUGGACAGCAAGGCCAGCCUCAUCUUAGUUGUCAUAGAAGGGGUGGACAAAGCAGCCCUGAAUCGCAAACUGGGCUUGUUCCGUUAUCUGCGGAGAAACACCUUCUUGACGUGGAAGGACCGGGACAUCAGCCGUCAUGUCUUCUUAAGGCAGUUGAGGUCAGCCUUGCUUGAAGGCAAAACAUGGACUGAAGAGGAACUUAGGCUAAUGUUGAAAAAGUAGGGAGAUGUCUACUUUUGCUGUGCAACUGAGCCAGUCAGUCUAGUUCAGGGGUGUCAAACUGCCGGCCCGUGAGCUGGACACAUCACAUGGAAGCCACGCCCACCCCAUUGCCGGCAAUGGCAAAACCGGCCCGAUACAUUGCGUGACGUCAUAUGAUAUCACAAGUUUGACAUGCCUGGUCUAGUUUAAGGAAGCCUUCAAGAAUAGGUGGUCUCACCUUUAGAGUUUCCUAAGCUACAGCCAGAUCCAGUUAUUUGGGGAGGUGUUUAUUUGGGAUACACCAGCACUUCUAUUCUUCUCUUCCCCCCACUUUUUUGUAUUGUGAUGAUGAUGAUGAUAUCAUUCAGUCAUGUCCAACUCUUGGUGAUUCCAUGGGCCAGGUGUCUCCACGUUUUCUGAUCUUGCACUGCUAUUUUGAGUUGUUCUAUGCUCUGGCUGGGAUCAACUUUGAUGGUGUACCGUAUAUGCUGGCGUAUAAGACGACUUCCGGAAGCGCUAAA
Molecule: messenger RNA, 3642 nt
Organism: Crotalus tigris (Tiger rattlesnake)
Lineage: Eukaryota; Metazoa; Chordata; Lepidosauria; Squamata; Viperidae
Gene: TLR4
Product: toll like receptor 4
Exons: 4
Coding region: 614-3142 (842 amino acids)
Biological process (GO): toll-like receptor signaling pathway; inflammatory response; immune response
Cellular component (GO): membrane
Molecular function (GO): transmembrane signaling receptor activity; lipopolysaccharide immune receptor activity; protein binding
Source: RefSeq, a predicted model, not a curated record